Molecule: messenger RNA, 1353 nt
Organism: Symbiodinium sp. CCMP2592
Lineage: Eukaryota; Dinophyceae; Suessiales; Symbiodiniaceae
Source: the annotation of a GenBank genome assembly
AUGAUAAAUCUAGAGGCGUAUGCGAAGAACAACAUCCGUCGAUGGAUGAAACCUGGCUCUUACUGGUCAUCAGCAGAGGAGCAGAAGAAGAAAGUCUCUGAAGAGGAUGCCGAGCGCAUGAUCAAGAAGUGGGAGCGGCAGCUGGCUAACCGCUCUGAUGUGCCCGAUGAUGAGAGUUCCAGCGAACCGGAGCAGGAAGAACUCUGCUCUGAGGAUGCAGAGGAAAAGCAAGAGGCGGAGGAAGAGGAAGAGGAAGAGACUGACGAAGGAGCAAGCGGCUCAGAAAGCUCAGGUCACGAAGUAAGCGAGGAGGAGGCAGAGGAGGAGAAGGAAAGCGUUGACUCCGAUGAGGGGUCAGCAAGUGCAGUGUUGUCCAAGGCAAGCGAGCUUUCGGCUGAGAGCGACGGCAUCGACGCCCAUGCCGAUGACCUCGAAGAAAGUUCGGACGAUGACUCAGACGAGUCGUCGUUGAGCUCGAGCGAUGAGGACGGCCGGGUUGCAGGUAUAUCCAAGAAGAAGGAAAAGGAAACCACCACGGACCAGAACAAGCAAAAGCAAAGCAAGGACGAGAAGGAAGCCCAGAAGAAGGAGAAGGAAACCACCACGGACACCAAGGGAACGACAGAGAAGAAGGCAAGCGGGGACACAACCAAGCCGGAGAAGAAGGUCAAGAAAGAGAAGAAGGAGAAAAAGGAAACGGCAGAGCAGGCCACGGAAGGCGCUGAGAAGGCAACGGAGGAGGAGCAUGGCCGUUUGGCCGAUGCUGAGCAGAAAACGCUGCCCAAGAAGCCCGCCAACUCAUCGAGCCACAGGAAGGAAUACAUGCGGUUCAAAAGGUGGACGAAAAGCAAGAAGCGGUUCCCGGCAAAGUUGACAAGUGCGGUGCAAACCCAGGACACCGUCGUGCGAUGCUUGAUCUGCAUGACGAUUCCGGAUCCGGAGCUGCCACCCGACAGCGGCGAAGUGCUGUACUUCGUGAUGGUCGAAAUGGAUUUCUCGAACAUCCAAGAGUUAACCAGGGUGGCCAAGUUGGAGCUUUCGGGUGCGAUUGACAAGGAGGGGCUGAAACAGUUCGUCCAGGCAGGCGGCUAUUACUAUAACGGUGCUGUGAGCAAAGCGCUCACAGAGGUUGCAGGGAAGAUCCAAGUUCUCACGAACAAGAAGAAGAACAAAAACAAGUAUUAUCACGACGUGUGCAAGGAGGCUGAUUCCCUGAGCAAGCUCGCGACCGAGCAGAUCAACUUAGCCAAGGCCCUGCACCGAGCCAAGAACAAGUCUGAGCCAAAGGCAAAGGCGAAAUCCGCUGCAUCCAGCAAUGCCACAGCAUCGCCUGGGGAUAAGUCGGCCAAGUGA